AGGAAAGUCUCUUCAUUUUCUCAUAUACCUCUAAACUUGCAGCUUAAGAAAUACCAAAAAGAACAUAUGUAAAUCUAAUUGAGAUUUUUUUUUUCAUUCUCGAAGAUACUUCUCAAAUAAAACCCAGUUCUUGUUUUUCAGAGUAGUUCUGUAUAAUCUCCCCCUUCAUCGAUUUCGUGAACUGUCUCAGUUUGAUUCUUAUCAAAUGAAAGCAUGUGCUGUGAAUGGGAGGGGUUAAACCCGAAGCCGAUUCCGGUAACAUCGAACGCUUCUUUUGAAGAUAGCAGACAUCCUAGUGUAGAUAUGAAUCACCUAACUGUAGUGACCGAAGAUACUUUUGCAAGUCUGCUUGAGCUUGCUGCUAAUAAUGAUGUCGAGGGCUUUAAACGAUCGAUUGAGAAUGAUCCUUCCGGUGUUGAUGAGGUUGGGUUGUGGUAUGGUCGUCGGAAAGGCUCAAAUCAGAUGGUUAGUGAGGAGAGAACUCCAUUGAUGGUUGCUUCUAUGUAUGGUAGCAUCGAUGUUAUUAAGCUGAUCCUUUCCUCUUUGGUUGCUGAUGUUAACCGUGUGUGCGGCCGUGACAAAACCACUGCCCUUCAUUGUGCUGCAUCCGGUGGGGCUGUUAACAUUAUCGACGUUGUGAAGCUGCUUUUAGCUUCCGGUGCCGAUGUAAAUAUGGUUGACGCCAAUGGUCAUUUUCCUGUUGAUGUUAUUGUUGUUCCUCCAAAGAUUCGAGAUGUGAAAUUAACUCUUGAAGAAUUCCUUGCAACUGAGAGUUCCGGUUUUGAUCUGAGUUCAAAGGUGUCGGCUGUUUCAAAUUCCGACUCCCCUCCUCUAUUGCCUUUGCAGGAAAAUGGCUCUUUGUCAUCUGGUUUGGAUUCCCCGGUGAAGUCAGAGAAAAAAGAAUACCCGAUUGAUCCAUCUCUUCCGGAUAUCAAGAAUAGCAUCUAUUCAACUGAUGAGUUUCGGAUGUAUUCGUUCAAGGUGCGGCCUUGUUCACGUGCCUACUCCCAUGAUUGGACCGAGUGCCCGUUUGUUCACCCUGGGGAGAAUGCUCGAAGAAGGGAUCCUAGGAAGUUUCAUUACAGUUGUGUUCCUUGCCCUGAUUUUCGCAAGGGGGCAUGUAGGCGCGGAGAUAUGUGUGAAUAUGCCCAUGGUGUUUUUGAAUGCUGGCUACACCCUGCUCACUAUCGGACCCGGUUGUGCAAGGAUGGUACUAGUUGUGAUAGGAGAGUCUGCUUCUUUGCCCAUACUCCUGAGGAACUCCGACCUCUGUAUGUCUCCAGCGGUUCUGCUGUUCUAUCUCCUCGAUCGAGUACUUCCAGUGCCACAGCUAUGGAUUUUGCUGCUGCUAUGAGUCUCUUGCCCGGAUCACCUUCAUCUGUAUCCGCUAUGUCUCCGUCACCAUUCACACCACCCAUGUCUCCCUCAGUGAAUGGCAUGUCUCAUUCCAACGUUGGCUGGCCACAACCGAAUGUUCCAGCCUUGCAUCUUCCUGGAAGCAACCUUCAAUCUAGUCGGCUGCGAUCUUCUCUUCAUGCGAGAGACAUUCAAGCUGAAGAAUUCAACUUUCUCUCCGAGUUCGAUGUGCAACAACAUCAGUUGAUGAAUGAGUUAUCUGGCCUUACUCAGCCGUCGUUGAGUUCAAGUUCUUUUAACCGAUCUGGUCGAAUGAAGCCCCUGACCCCAUCAAACCUCGAUGAUCUCUUUUCUGCUGAGAGCUCCUCUCCACGGUACUCCGAUCAAGCGUUGGCUGCCGCUGUUUUCUCCCCAACCCACAAGUCUGCUGUUCUCAAUCAAUUUCAGCAGCAGCAAAACAUGCUCACACCCAUAAAUACAAAUUUUUCUCCCAAAAGUGUCGAGCUUCCUCUCUUGCAGGCUUCUCUAUCCGGUAGAAUGUCUCCUCGAAAUGUUGAACCUAUCUCACCGAUGAACCCUAGGAUUUCGAUGUUAGCUAAACGGGAGAAGCUGCAAGAAUUUCGCAGCCUAAGCUCUAGGGAGCUCCUCUCUGGCACGGCUGCUAUUGUUGGUUCCCCGGUUAAUUUACAGUCAAAAUGGGGGUCCUUCAAUGGGAAGCCGGACUGGGUUGUUAAUGCUGAUGGGUCAGUCAAGCAUAGUAGGUCGUCGUCGUUUGAGCUGGGUAACGGGGACGAGCCUGAUUUAUCAUGGGUUCAAUCCCUUGUCAAAGAAUCUCCAACUGAUAUCAAAGAGAAAAUAGCAGCACCGGUCUCGGGUGAGGGUUCAAGCAUGAACUUGGAUCCGGUCGAUAAUGCUGCAUUGGGUGCUUGGCUCGAGCAAAUGCAGCUCGAUCAACUUGUGGCUCAGCAGAACUGAAACCUGAUUCGCUGAGCCCACCUGAGGUAUAGACGACAGUAACGUUCAAAUUCUUUUUUGUUCGGACAGGUAAAGAAGAAGAGAAGGUGAAGGUGAAGGGAAAGAGAUUGAGGUGAGUUUUACAAUGGAAACUUCGUUUUCACCAUUUUAUCAUUACUAUUAUUACAACAAAACAGUUGAAACAAGUUGAGGAUAAUCCUUGUCUUGUGUUUUAAAGAAACUAUGACCAGGUUUAGGUUUUUUUUUUUUUUUGGUUUUCUUCACAAUGUAAUAUGAUGAUGAUGAUUAACAUUCAACUAAGGUUUUAUUGCUUAAUUCCUAUUUCAAAUA
This is a messenger RNA of Hibiscus syriacus, 2661 nucleotides long. RefSeq names its product zinc finger CCCH domain-containing protein 30-like. Lineage: Eukaryota; Viridiplantae; Streptophyta; Magnoliopsida; Malvales; Malvaceae. The record is from RefSeq and is a predicted model, not a curated record. The coding region runs from base 214 to 2331 and encodes 705 amino acids. The transcript has 2 exons. Gene Ontology annotation, molecular function: metal ion binding; protein binding.